Otolemur garnettii (small-eared galago) is the source of this 1860-nucleotide messenger RNA. It is a transcript of the gene TBCE, whose product is annotated as tubulin folding cofactor E. The record is from RefSeq and is a predicted model, not a curated record. The transcript is spliced from 17 exons. The coding region runs from base 43 to 1674 and encodes 543 amino acids. Gene Ontology annotation, biological process: protein folding. Gene Ontology annotation, molecular function: alpha-tubulin binding. NCBI's taxonomy places the organism in Eukaryota, Metazoa, Chordata, Mammalia, Primates, Galagidae.
ACUGUGCGCCUGCUGGAGAGGUCGCGCCUCAGCCUUCCUGAGAUGUCCGAGAGCAGAUCUCACACUCUGGAUUCUGGCUAUCUUAUAGCUAAUGACACUUUGACAUCAGAUGUCAUUGGUCAAAGAGUUGAAGUUAACGGAGAAUAUGCAACAGUGCGUUUUCUCGGCCUUGUUCCUCCUGUGGCAGGAUGCUGGUUAGGAGUAGAGUGGGACAAUCCUGAGAGAGGAAAGCAUGAUGGGAGCCACAAAGGGACUGCGUAUUUUAAAUGCAGCCACCCAACAGGCGGAUCCUUUAUUCGGCCCAACAAGGUAAAUUUUGGAAUAGACUUUCUUACCGCAGUCAAGAACCGCUAUGCGUUAGAAGAUGGACCAGAAGAAAACAGAAAAGAGGAAGUGGUUUUAAUCGGGAGCAAACCUGUGGAAACUGUUGGUUUUGACUCUGUUAUAAAACUGCAAAGUCAGCUGAGCAAACUGCAGGACAUUUCCCUGAGGAACUGUGCAGUCAGUCGUGCCGGUGAAAAAGGAGGAACUGCCAGAGCAUGUCCUAAUAUUAGAAAGGUAGACUUGUCAAAAAACCUGUUGUCAUCGUGGGAUGAAGUGGUAAAUAUCACUGAUGAGCUCAGAUGCCUGGAAGUUCUCAAUCUCAGUGAAAAUAAACUGAAAUACCCCUCUGGGUCAGCCUCUGUCACUGGAACGUUUUCAGCACUGAAGAUUUUAGUCCUCAAUCGAGCAGGAAUAACAUGGGCAGAGGUGCUCCGGUGUGUCUCUGGGUGCCCAGUUCUUGAGGAACUACACCUUGAGUCUAAUAAUAUUAUCAUUUCAGAAAGGCCAACUGAUGUUCUACAGACUGUCAAAUUGUUAGACCUUUCUUCUAAUAAAUCAAUUGAUGAAAAUCAGCUCUUUCUGAUAGCGUAUCUGCCCAGAUUAGAACAACUAAUUCUUUCUGACAUUGGAAUUUCUUCUAUACAUUUUCCAGAUGCUGGAAUUGGAUGCAAAACGUCCAUGUUCCCAGCCUUGCAGUACCUUAUAGUAAAUGACAAUCAGAUAUCACAAUGGUCAUUCAUCAAUGAGCUAGACAAGUUGCCACAUCUGCACGCUUUGUCCUGCAUAAGAAACCCCCUGAUGGAGGGAGAGAGAACAGCGCAGACCACGCGGCAGCUCAUCAUCGCCAAGAUCGGGCAGCUGAAGACCCUGAACAAAUGUGAGAUUCUACCCGAAGAAAGGCAUGGAGCUGAGCUUGAUUACAGAAAGACUUUUGGAAAUGAAUGGAGAAAGGCUGGUGGACAUCAGGAUCCAGACAAAAACAGACCAAAUGAAGAAUUUCUUGCAGCUCACCCUAGAUACCAGCUGCUCUGCCUCAAAUAUGGUGCACCUGAAGAUGAGGAACUCAAAGUACAACAACCAUUUAUGCUCAAAAACCACCUACUAACACUGAAGAUAAAAUGCCCUAAUCAACUUGAACAGAAAGUCCUAGAGAAACAACUGCCAGACUCCAUGACAAUUCAAAAGGUGAAGGGAAUGCUGUCACGUGUUCUCAAAGUUCCUGUGUCAGACCUUCUGUUGUCCUAUGAAAGUCCCAAAAUGCCGGACAGAGAAAUUGAUCUGGAAAAUGACCUACAGUCAUUACAGUUUUAUUCUGUGGAAAAUGGAGAUUGUCUAUUAGUGCGAUGGUAACAACCAGCUAAUAAAAUUGAGACUGCUUAUCAUGUCUGGGGUUCACCGGAAAUAAAUGAUUUAUUGGAAAAUUCUGCUGUCAAAGUGAGUUUUACCACUUGCCCUACGUAUAACAAUGUUAUUUUUUAUUGGGGAAAAAACAUUUCUAGGUUUGUAUAUAUUAUAGAAAGGCCUUGAAUCUACUAA